CUUGUUUUGCGGUGCAAAACGUCGUGUUUCGUAGUAUUUGUUCUGUAGUGAACAACGUUUUAAUAAUUUAUUUUAUAUACUAAUAAUUAGUUGAUAAUUUCACUUUAAAAAUACAUAACCAUGUAUUCUUUUGAUGAUAAAUCAUUCGAUGAAGAAGAAGAUAGAGAGAUCUCACCGAAGUUAUGGCAAGAAGCAUGUUGGAUUGUCAUCAACGCUUAUUUUGAUGAAAAAGGUCUCGUUCGACAACAGCUUGACAGCUUUGACGAAUUUAUUGAAAUGUCUGUUCAACGAAUUGUCGAAGACUCUCCACAAAUUGAUCUAGUAGCUGAAGCUCAACAUAUUUCUGGAGAAAUAGAGCAACCAAUCAGACAUUUACUGAAAUUUGAACAAAUUUAUUUAUCAAAACCGACUCAUUGGGAAAAAGAUGGUGCUCCAUCUGCAAUGAUGCCAAACGUAGCUAGAUUGCGCAAUUUAACUUAUUCAGCUCCAUUGUACGUUGACAUAGCAAAAACAAUUAUUAAAGAUAAAGAAGAACCAAUAGAAACUCAACAUCAAAAAACAUUUAUUGGUAAAAUUCCUAUUAUGUUAAGGUCAAAAUAUUGUUUACUUGCUGGUCUAUCUGAUCGAGAUCUUACAGAAUUGAACGAAUGUCCAUUAGAUCCUGGUGGAUACUUUAUUAUUAAUGGAUCUGAAAAAGUAUUAAUCGCUCAGGAAAAAAUGGCUACAAAUACAGUUUACGUUUUUAGUAUGAAAGAUGGAAAAUAUGCUUACAAAGCAGAAAUUCGGUCAUGCUUAGAGCAUAGUUCUCGUCCUACAUCAACAUUAUGGAUUAAUAUGAUGGCUAAAAGUGGUGCAAGCAUAAAAAAAUCAGCUAUUGGACAAAGAAUAACUGCAAAUAUUCCAUAUGUGAAACAAGAAAUUCCAAUCAUGAUUGUUUUCCGAGCUCUAGGUUUUGUAGCAGAUCGUGAUAUUCUGGAACACAUCAUUUAUGACUUCGAUGAUCCUGAAAUGAUGGAGAUGGUGAAACCUUCAUUAGAUGAAGCUUUUGUAGUUCAAGAACAAAAUGUUGCUUUAAAUUUUAUUGGUAGUCGAGCAGCAUCGGCUGGAGUUACAAAAGAAAAACGUGUUAAAUAUGCUAAAGAAAUUUUGCAAAAAGAAAUGCUGCCUCACGUUGGUAUCAGUGACUUUUGUGAAACAAAGAAAGCUUAUUUCCUUGGUUACAUGGUUCAUAGACUUUUAUCAGCUUCUUUGGGUAGAAGAGAGCUCGAUGAUCGGGAUCAUUAUGGAAAUAAACGUUUGGAUUUAGCUGGUCCUCUUUUGGCUUUCUUAUUCAGAGCAUUAGUUAAAAAUUUGAUGAAAGAAGUCCGAAUGUACGCUCAGAAAUUCAUCGAUCGUGGAAAAGAUUUUAACUUAGAGCUCGCUAUCAAAACAAAAAUUAUAACUGACGGUUUAAGAUACUCUUUAGCUACUGGAAACUGGGGCGAUCAGAAAAAAGCUCAUCAAGCUCGAGCUGGAGUAUCUCAAGUAUUGAAUAGAUUAACUUUUGCUUCUACUUUGUCUCAUUUAAGACGAGUUAAUUCACCAAUUGGUCGUGAUGGAAAACUUGCUAAACCUAGACAACUCCAUAAUACACUUUGGGGAAUGCUAUGUCCUGCUGAAACUCCUGAAGGAGCUGCUGUAGGAUUAGUAAAGAAUCUUGCUUUAAUGGCAUAUAUUAGCGUUGGUUCUCAACCAUCGCCAAUUUUAGAGUUCUUGGAGGAAUGGUCUAUGGAAAAUCUUGAAGAAAUAGCCCCUUCUGCUAUUGCAGAUGCUACAAAAAUAUUUGUUAAUGGCUGUUGGGUUGGUAUACAUCGAGAUCCAGAUCAAUUGAUGUCUACAUUAAGAAAACUACGACGUCAGAUGGAUAUUAUUGUAUCUGAAGUAUCAAUGAUUCGUGAUAUACGUGAUAGAGAAAUUAGAAUUUAUACAGACGCUGGAAGAAUUAGUCGACCAUUACUUAUCGUAGAAAAUCAACAAUUAUUACUUAGAGAGUCACAUAUUAAAGACUUGAAAAAAAGUCAAUAUAACAACGAUGGUUGGCAACAUUUAGUUGGUAGCGGAGUAGUAGAAUAUAUCGAUACUCUUGAAGAAGAAACAGUGAUGAUUGCUAUGUCUCCAGAUGAUUUAAGACAAGAAAAAGAGUACGCUUAUUGUACAACAUAUACUCAUUGCGAAAUUCAUCCUGCAAUGAUUUUAGGUGUUUGUGCUUCUAUCAUUCCAUUCCCUGAUCACAAUCAAAGUCCUAGGAACACCUAUCAAAGUGCUAUGGGUAAACAAGCUAUGGGAGUCUACAUUACAAAUUUCCACGUUAGAAUGGACACUUUAGCUCAUGUUCUCUUUUAUCCACAUAAACCUUUGGUUACUACUAGAUCUAUGGAGUACUUAAGAUUCAGAGAAUUGCCAGCAGGAAUCAAUAGCAUUGUUGCUAUUUUAUGUUACACAGGAUAUAAUCAAGAAGACAGUGUUAUUCUCAAUGCUAGUGCUGUUGAAAGAGGUUUCUUUAGAUCUGUCUUCUAUAGAUCUUAUAAAGAUGCAGAAUCAAAAAAAAUUGGAGAUCAAGAGGAACAGUUUGAAAAGCCAACAAGACAAACUUGUCAAGGAAUGAGAAAUGCUAUUUAUGAUAAGCUUGAUGAUGAUGGAAUUAUUGCGCCAGGAAUCCGUGUCUCUGGUGAUGAUGUUAUUAUUGGUAAAACAAUCACUCUUCCUGAAACAGAUGAUGAGCUUGACAGUACAACUAGACGAUAUGUCAAGAGAGAUGCAUCAACGUUUUUGAGAAAUAGUGAAACUGGAAUUGUUGAUCAAGUUAUGUUAACUUUGAAUAGUGAUGGAUACAAAUUUUGUAAAAUUCGAGUUAGAAGUGUUCGUAUUCCACAAAUUGGAGAUAAAUUUGCAUCUCGGCAUGGACAAAAAGGUACCUGUGGUAUUCAAUAUCGUCAAGAAGACAUGCCUUUCUCUUGUGAAGGUCUAACCCCAGACAUUAUCAUCAAUCCACACGCCAUUCCAUCUCGAAUGACCAUUGGUCACUUGAUUGAAUGUAUUCAAGGCAAAGUAUCUGCAAAUAAGGGAGAAAUUGGUGAUGCUACACCAUUUAACGACGCUGUUAAUGUCCAAAAAAUCUCAACACUUUUGCAAGAAUAUGGAUAUCAAUUGAGAGGCAAUGAAGUAAUGUAUAAUGGUCAUACUGGUAGAAAAAUCAAUGCUCAAGUAUUUCUUGGACCUACUUACUAUCAGAGAUUGAAACACAUGGUAGAUGACAAAAUUCAUAGCCGAGCUAGAGGACCUGUACAGAUUUUAGUGAGACAACCUAUGGAAGGUCGUGCAAGGGAUGGAGGUUUACGUUUCGGUGAAAUGGAGCGUGAUUGUCAAAUAUCUCAUGGAGCAGCUCAAUUUUUGAGAGAAAGACUUUUCGAAGUUUCUGAUCCAUACCGUAUACAUAUUUGUAACUUCUGUGGAUUGAUCGCAAUAGCUAACUUGCGGAAUAAUACAUUCGAAUGCAAGGGAUGCAAAAAUAAAACACAAAUUUCACAAAUUCGACUUCCGUAUGCUGCUAAACUUUUGUUCCAAGAAUUGAUGUCAAUGAACAUUGCUCCACGACUCAUGGUAUCAUAACUUAAUUUGUAUAAAGUAAAGAAGCAUAGAAAGCUGUUUAGUUUUAAAAUAAAAUUUAUUUCUAUUUUCUGGAUAUUAAUAA
This is a messenger RNA of Chelonus insularis, 3730 nucleotides long. It is a transcript of the gene RpII140, whose product is annotated as RNA polymerase II subunit RpII140. The transcript has 3 exons. Lineage: Eukaryota; Metazoa; Arthropoda; Insecta; Hymenoptera; Braconidae. Gene Ontology annotation, molecular function: ribonucleoside binding; DNA binding. Gene Ontology annotation, cellular component: RNA polymerase II, core complex. Bases 121 to 3648 code for a protein of 1175 amino acids. The record is from RefSeq and is a predicted model, not a curated record. Gene Ontology annotation, biological process: DNA-templated transcription.